CGCUGCAGCGUGUGGCUGCUCCUGCUCCUGCUGCUCCUGCUGCAGCCUGCGGUCCUGCCCGCCCGGCUCUGCGAAGCCCCAGGGCAAGAGGCCGUGCUGCGGGCUCUGAGCUCCCGGCUGCUGGCGCUGGCUGCGGAUCCUGAGCGGGACCCUGACCCCAGUGUGUACCUGGCGCUUCGCCUGGCCGGGGAGCACGACCUGCGCCGGGAGCAGCAGUACCUGGAGCGGCUGCAGGACGCCUUCCAGCACCGCUAUGGCCGGAGCCUGCAGGCAGCUGGAGAUCCCCAGCACCAUGCUGCAGACAGUGAGCACAGCACGAGCACUGAUGUGGAGUGGCUGGAGACGGGGCGGCUGGCGCUGUACCUGCUGGGGCUGAGGGCCACGUGUUCCCCGCUGGAGCACAAGGCGCUGCGCUCACUGGUGACGUGGCUCAAGUACUACCUGGAGGAGGACUGGGCAGGCUCCCGGCGGCACGGCCACCCCAUCACCAGUUACUACCAGUACAGCCUGGGCGUGCUGGCGCUGUGCGUGCACCACAAGCGGGUGCGGGAGGAGGUGGUCCGCCGGCUCCUGGCCGCCGAGCAUCAUGCCAAGUUCGGGUACAGUGCCGGCAGUGCCAUAGACACAGAGGCGGUGGUAGCGAUGGCCUUCACCUGCCUGGAGCAGGAGCGGCUGGUGGGGUCCACGCUGGCGGCGGAGCUGCGGGCAGCGGUGCACGGGGCAAAGAAGAGGAUGGUGGAGGCACAGGGCGAGGAUGGCUUCUUUGGCAACGUCUACAGCACCCCCUGGGCCAUGCAGCUCUUCAUCGCCACCAACUCCUGCGAGGCGCAGGCUCCGUACGGCCGGGCCAUGGCUGCGCUGCUGCAGCACGUGGAUGCCUUCAGCACCGCCGCCACGCUGGCCCAGGCACUGCCAGUGCUGCACGGCCGCUCCUACCUGGACAUCGCCUCCAUGCGCUGCGAGGAGGAGCUGGACACUCUGACGCCCGCCAGCCCCGAGCCGCUGUCGGAGCUGCUGGGGAACAAGACGGUGCGGCUGGUGGUGGAGUGUCCUCUGCCACCGUGUCCCCAGCGCUGGCUCUACGACCACUCAGUGCUUGUACCCGCUGGUGCCACCCUCCUGGAUGUGCUCAGGGCGGCCACAGAGCAGGGACCCCCGGACUUCACGUUUGACACCCGGGACACCCCCCAGGGCCCCUACCUGAGCGGGGUGCUGGGGCUGGAGGCGCAGCAGCAGAAGCGCACGUACUGGCAGCUCCUCACUGCGCCCAGCACCAGCCUGCAGAUGGGUAUUGGUGACUACAGACCCAGCGAUGGGGAGACCCUCAUCCUGCGCCUCACUGAGUGGUAGAGGAUGGGGGUGAUGGCAAUGAACCGCCUGCCCAGGCACAGA
Neopsephotus bourkii (Bourke's parrot) is the source of this 1392-nucleotide messenger RNA. It is a transcript of the gene TCN2, whose product is annotated as transcobalamin 2. The transcript is spliced from 10 exons. The annotation marks the transcript as partial. Gene Ontology annotation, molecular function: cobalamin binding. Gene Ontology annotation, biological process: cobalamin transport. Lineage: Eukaryota; Metazoa; Chordata; Aves; Psittaciformes; Psittacidae. The record is from RefSeq and is a predicted model, not a curated record.